AUGGCCGAUUUUCACGGACGCAAGUCACUGCGCAUCGAGUCCCGGCGCCUCGAGCAGCUCUGCACCGGGCCAGGCAAACACGCGACCCCAUUGACACCCGCCAUCGCCAUUGCCAUUGCCAUCGCCGUCGCCACCAUCAUCGCCAUCACCAUCACCAUCACCAUCACCGUCACCAUCACCAUCGCCAUCACCACCUCCAUGCCGCCCAGGAUCUCCGCCCGCGCCGCCUGGGCCUCGCCGCCGCCCGCCAGCUGCCUCCACGCCCACGCCCACGUCCGCCCCUUCUCCGCCACACGGCCCGCGCUGGCCCUCGGCCCCCAGUCCCCCAACUACAUCGAGGUGCCGCAGCCGGCGCAGCCCACGUUCCCCCUCGACCCCGACCUCAAGGGCCACCUGCCCAUCCCGCGCGACAUCUUCCAGACACGCAACCAGCACCCCAAGCACUCGGACGCCUUCCUGCGCAAGUCGACCAAGGAUGCAAAGCACCCAAAGGCCCCCGGGCCCUUCAGCCGCGACGCCGACCUCCGCCUGUACAAGCAGCGCCUGGCCGACGCCCGCAAACUCGCCCUGAAGGAGGGCGUCCAGGAGCUGCACGCCCGCAAGCUCGCCUCGGACGCCCAGCACCUGCACCGCAUCCAGAAGAGCGGCGAGCUGCGCACCGCCCUGGCCAUGGCGCCCCGCCGCCGCGUCGACGUCCUGACCGACACCUCCGUCUCCAAGGGCGUGCGCGACUUCCUCGCCGACGCCCUCCCCGCCGCCAACAAGAACAGGGACGCGCGAACAAGGGCCUACGAGCGCAGACUGGCCGCCCAGCAGGCCGUGCGCGAGGCCCGUCUGCACGACCUUUACACCAACGCCCGCCACUUCAUCGUCAGCGAGGAGCAGCUCGACGACGCCAUUGAGAAGACGUUCGGCACAGAAGACUCGCCCAUCGGCUGGGACGUCAGGGGCAACAUGGGCCCUCGCGCAGAGGGCAAGGAGGGCCUGUCGCCCUGGCACGGGCCCAUGCCCGAGGGUGUCGGCGACAGGAUGAACAAGCUGCGUGGUGGCGAGGGCGUCGGCCUGGCCAAGGAGCGGGUCAAGAAGCUGGCCGAGGUCCUGACCGGUGGAAAAAUGUAA
Ascochyta rabiei is the source of this 1119-nucleotide messenger RNA. RefSeq lists its product as uncharacterized. The record is from RefSeq and is a predicted model, not a curated record. Bases 1 to 1119 code for a protein of 372 amino acids. The transcript has 2 exons. NCBI's taxonomy places the organism in Eukaryota, Fungi, Ascomycota, Dothideomycetes, Pleosporales, Didymellaceae.